GCCCAGAGCAAGCAUGGCUUUUGCCCAGUCGCACAUUAUGAUGGCUCGAAGGCAUCAACACAGUAGACUCAUAAUUGAAGUGGAUGAAUACAGCACGAACCCGACACAGGCGUUCACGUUCUACAACAUUAAUCAGGGACGUUUCCAGCCCCCACAUGUGCAAAUGGUGGAUCCUGUACCACAUGAUGCUCCCAAGCCUCCAGGAUACACAAGAUUUGUCUGUAUAUCUGAUACUCAUUCUAGAACAGAUCCAAUCCAAAUGCCAUAUGGAGAUGUCUUAAUACAUGCUGGUGAUUUCACUGAACUGGGACUUCCUAGUGAAGUUAAAAAAUUCAAUGAGUGGUUAGGCAGCCUGCCAUAUGAAUACAAGAUUGUGAUAGCAGGCAAUCAUGAAUUGACAUUUGACCAAGAGUUCAUGGCAGACUUAAUCAAGCAGGACUUUUACUAUUUCCCCUCUGUAUCCAAGCUGAAGCCAGAGAACUAUGAGAAUGUACAGGCCCUCUUAACAAAUUGCAUUUACCUGCAAGAUUCAGAAGUGACAGUCAGAGGCUUCAGGAUAUAUGGCUCCCCUUGGCAACCUUGGUUUUAUGGCUGGGGCUUCAAUCUUCCACGAGGCCAAGCACUCUUAGAGAAAUGGAAUCUCAUUCCAGAUGGAAUCGAUAUUCUUAUAACACAUGGACCACCGCUUGGUUUCCUAGAUUGGGUUCCCAAGAAAAUGCAAAGAGUGGGGUGUGUUGAGCUGCUGAAUACAGUCCAGAGGCGAAUACAACCUCGUCUUCAUGUUUUUGGACACAUCCAUGAAGGGUAUGGCGUUAUGGCUGAUGGAACCACAACGUACGUGAAUGCCUCUGUGUGCACCGUUAAUUACCAGCCACUCAAUCCUCCUAUAGUUAUCGAUUUGCCUACUCCGAGGAACACUUGAUUGU
This is a messenger RNA of Euleptes europaea (tarantolino), 926 nucleotides long. It is a transcript of the gene MPPED1, whose product is annotated as metallophosphoesterase domain containing 1. The record is from RefSeq and is a predicted model, not a curated record. NCBI's taxonomy places the organism in Eukaryota, Metazoa, Chordata, Lepidosauria, Squamata, Sphaerodactylidae. Bases 14 to 922 code for a protein of 302 amino acids. Gene Ontology annotation, molecular function: hydrolase activity. The transcript is spliced from 6 exons.